AUGGUGCACGGUAAUACUGGUAGGAAACUUGUUGUGUCGGUCGAUAUUGGUACCACAUUCACUGCCACGUCAUUCUGCAUAUUACAAAGGGGAAAAGUGCCCAAGUUUGAAGAAAUUCUUCGGUGGCCCAAACAGGGAUGUCAUGCUACACCAGAUGCCAAGGUACCCUCCAUAGUUUAUUACGACAAGGACGGAAAAGCUCGUGCUUUUGGUGCAGAGGUUGAAGAUGAAGAGAUUAUAUUGCAAGCAGAAAGUGAAAAUUGGCAUAAAGUCGAAUGGUGGAAGCUCCAGCUGAGGCCAGACCAUCUACCGAUAAUAAACGGCCUUUCCCUACCUAUCCUCCCUGAAGGUCUGACUGUUGAAAAAAUAUUUACUGACUUUCUACGUUAUACUAUGGAACAAGUCAAAGCAUACAUUACCGCAACCUACGGAGAUGGAGCGAAAAUAUGGGAUGCACUUUUUCCUGCCAUGUAUGUCGUUUUGACCACUCCGAAUGGAUGGGAGGGUGGUCAGCAAAAUAAGAUGCGUCAAGCUGCGAUUACUGCUGGUAUAGUCGAUGCAGAAGGAGGUCGACGGGUUCGAUUUGUUACAGAAGCCGAAGUUCGACCAUGCUAUAUGCUGCUGAAUGCGGUAGUGUAA
Molecule: messenger RNA, 639 nt
Organism: Serpula lacrymans var. lacrymans S7.9
Lineage: Eukaryota; Fungi; Basidiomycota; Agaricomycetes; Boletales; Serpulaceae
Exons: 6
Coding region: 1-639 (212 amino acids)
Source: RefSeq, a predicted model, not a curated record